GUCACACACCAAUUACUGUGAUAAUCUUCACCCAUGCAGAAUGUUUUGGAGACUUCUGCAAGCAAUUGCCGAAACUGGAGCUGCACGCCCACCUCAAUGGAUCGCUGAGCACGCAGACUUUACGUGCACUGCACGCCAUGCAGUGCGAGUCGAGGGGUGACGACGACACGCCUUGGGACGAGUGCGAGGCCGUCAGUCACGGGGACAGCAGGACGCUCGAAGAGUGUUUCUCUUUGUUCGGAGUGGCCCACAGCCUGACGCGAACCCCUGAAGCGGUCCGUCGCGCCACCGAGGACGUCAUACGGGAGUUCGCAGAGGACGGAGUCGUGUACCUGGAACUGAGGAGCACACCUCGCGAGGUCCCGAACGUCAUGACGAAGCUGCAGUAUGUCAAGGAAGUCGUUAAGGCCAUCGAGAAGUGCAGCGCGGAGAAGGGCAUCGUGGUGAAGCUGCUGGUGUCGAUGGAUCGUCGCCAGGGCCGGGCGGUCGCCGAGGAGACGCGGGCGCUGCUGUCUCGGGCCCGCCGGGAGCACCCGGGCGUCGUGGCGGGCGUGGACCUGAGCGGGGACCCGGCCGAGGGCAGCGUGGCGGACUACCUGCCGGUCCUGCGGGCGUGCAGGGAGGAGGGCCUCAGGACGUCGCUCCACUGCGCGGAGAUUCCUCAGCCGGAUGAAGUGAGAGCAAUUCUGGAUUUCAAACCUGACCGCAUCGGCCAUGCGACGUGCAUUCAUCCAAACACCGGAGGCUCCGAGGAAUUGUGGGAAAACCUGGUCACAUCCGGUGUUCCAGUCGAAAUUUGUCUUACAUCGAAUGUAAAGUGCAAAACUGUCGAUAGUUACGAGAAUCACCAUUUCAAAUUCCUUUCAGAACGUCGUCAUCCACUUUCGUUGUGUACAGAUGACAAAGGUGUGUUUGCAACAAGUCUCUCUACAGAAUUCAUGAUAGCAGCGAAGACUUUUCAUUUAAGCAAAGAGCACCUGUGGAAAAUUUGCUUUGAUAGCAUUUCAUUUGCAUUUGCUUCUGAAGCAGAGAAAGCAUCUUUGAGGGAGCACUUGAUGAAAUGGAAGAUUGAAGUUCUAGGUGAACAUAAUACUGCUAUGAACUACACAAUGCCAACAAUUUGACAUGUAAUUUACAAUGGCUAAAACAGCUAAAUAAAAGUUGGUGGAUAAGUGAAUUUUUUACUUGCUGGGGGGAUUUUUGGUGGGAAAAAAAAAUUCCCACUGGAAACAGGAUAUUAUGAAUCAAGAAUAAUUUGAAGUAAUGAAUUUUAAAAAUUUCAAUAUGAUUUACACAGAAAAAAUGGUGUCUUUUUUAAUAUGUAGGUCCAAAUAUGGUUACUAUAAAUUGUUAGCAGCAGCUAAUUUUAACAAACAAGGCACAAACUGCCAAGAAAUAAAGGUAUUAAUUAUUUUUUAAAUAUAUGACUGCAAAGUUAAAACCAAAAUUUAAUUUGCCAAAAUGGUCAUUCAAUUAGCUCAUAUUUGCAGUAUUUAACCAUUUAUUUACUCGUUUACGUAUUUUUAAUUUUGAACGUGAUUCAUUGUUUAUGGUAUUGAAUUUAAACUUCUGAAAAGGUGUAGUUUCAAAUGCUUAAAAAUAUUGACUUUACUUUAAGAAAAUAUCCAUAUUCUGGCAUCACUUCACAAUUUUAAGUUUCACCCCAAAGAUGUAACUAAACUGUGAUGUAAUUCCAGCCCAGAAACAAUUGCACUUUUCUUGUUUAUAGAUUCAUGUGAGGCAUUAAGCAGGCAUUAAGCUGUCCAUACUACAUAAAGUACUACAGUUAAUAAAAUAAAAGUACUUUGGCUAGCUUAGUUCUUUGCAAUACAAUCAUUUAACCAGUAAUAUUUUCCCCCAAAAAAUUAAAAAAAUAUAUUUACCUGUCAAACAUGUGUUAAAGAGUUGUGUACUAUUUUUUUAUAAUGCUUUUCUUUUAGUAUAUUUAAAAACAACUUUUUGUACUCUUUUCAUAAAACUUGUACUUUCAUUACAUAUCUUGAAAUAAAGGAAAAUAUCACAAUCUU
This is a messenger RNA of Bacillus rossius redtenbacheri, 2027 nucleotides long. RefSeq names its product adenosine deaminase-like protein (gene Ada). Gene Ontology annotation, biological process: inosine biosynthetic process; adenosine catabolic process. The record is from RefSeq and is a predicted model, not a curated record. The transcript is spliced from 7 exons. Lineage: Eukaryota; Metazoa; Arthropoda; Insecta; Phasmatodea; Bacillidae. Gene Ontology annotation, molecular function: adenosine deaminase activity. Bases 138 to 1124 code for a protein of 328 amino acids.